Messenger RNA from Pteropus alecto (black flying fox), 3694 nucleotides. It is a transcript of the gene BACE1, whose product is annotated as beta-secretase 1. Gene Ontology annotation, biological process: membrane protein ectodomain proteolysis; amyloid-beta metabolic process. The transcript is spliced from 9 exons. Lineage: Eukaryota; Metazoa; Chordata; Mammalia; Chiroptera; Pteropodidae. Gene Ontology annotation, cellular component: trans-Golgi network; membrane; endosome. Bases 450 to 1955 code for a protein of 501 amino acids. Gene Ontology annotation, molecular function: aspartic-type endopeptidase activity. The record is from RefSeq and is a predicted model, not a curated record.
UUUCCGCCUCCCCAGCCUGCCUGAGAGCUGGGAGCUGGAUUAUGGUGGCCUAACCAGCAAACGCAGCUGCAGGAGCCCGGAGCCUUGCUUCUUCCCCCGCUGCUGACCUGCCGGGAGGACAGGGAAACCAGUCGCUGCCGACCUGCCAUGCCCGCCCCGCCCAGCCGCCCGGAGGUCCCAAGCCAUCCUCUCCCAGACCUGUGCUGAGGCUGGACGCCGCUGGCCAGAUGUAACCAGUUAUCUGUCUCUUCACCUUCUCCCUCUCUGCGGAUUGCUCCUGCCGGAUACCCACAGCCUGGACCCGGGACUGGCUCAGGGGCCUGCAGACUCUGGAGCCCUGAUGCCGCACACCUCUCUCUCCUGAGAAGCCACCACCAGAGUUGGGGGCAAACAACAGGGACAGACGUGGGCCCAAGUGAGUCCCGCGGGCCAGAAGGCCAGGGCCCACUAUGGCCCAAGCACUGCCCUGGCUCCUGCUGUGGAUGGGCUCAGCAGUGCUGCCUGCCCACUGCACUCAGCCUGGCAUCAGGCUGCCUCUGCGGAGUGGGAUUGGGGGGACUCCGCUGGGACUGAGGCUGCCCCGGGACACUGACGAGGAGCCGGAGGAUCCUGGCCGGAGGGGCAGUUUUGUAGAGAUGGUGGACAACCUGAGGGGCAAGUCCGGUCAGGGCUACUACGUGGAGAUGACCGUGGGCAGCCCCCCACAGACGCUCAACAUCCUGGUGGACACAGGAAGCAGUAACUUUGCAGUGGGGGCUGCCCCUCACCCUUUUCUGCAUCGCUACUACCAGAGACAGCUGUCCAGCACAUACCGGGACCUCCGGAAGGGCGUGUAUGUACCCUAUACCCAGGGGAAGUGGGAGGGGGAGCUGGGCACCGACCUGGUGAGCAUCCCUCAUGGCCCCAAUGUCACUGUGCGUGCCAACAUUGCUGCCAUCACUGAAUCAGACAAGUUCUUCAUUAACGGCUCCAACUGGGAAGGCAUCCUGGGGCUGGCCUAUGCUGAGAUCGCCAGGCCCGAUGACUCUCUGGAGCCUUUCUUUGACUCCCUGGUAAAGCAGACCCACGUUCCCAACCUCUUCUCCCUGCAGCUCUGUGGUGCUGGCUUCCCCCUCAACCAGUCAGAAGCGCUGGCCUCAGUUGGAGGGAGCAUGAUCAUUGGGGGUAUCGACCACUCACUGUACACAGGCAGCCUCUGGUACACACCCAUCCGGCGGGAGUGGUAUUAUGAGGUGAUCAUUGUGCGGGUAGAGAUCAAUGGACAGGAUCUGAAAAUGGACUGCAAGGAGUACAACUAUGACAAGAGCAUCGUGGACAGUGGCACCACCAACCUUCGUUUGCCCAAGAAAGUUUUUGAAGCUGCAGUCAAAUCCAUCAAGGCAGCCUCCUCGACGGAGAAGUUUCCAGACGGCUUUUGGCUAGGGGAACAGCUGGUAUGCUGGCAAGCAGGGACUACCCCUUGGAACAUUUUCCCCGUCAUCUCACUCUACCUAAUGGGUGAAGUGACCAAUCAGUCCUUCCGCAUCACCAUCCUUCCACAGCAAUACCUGCGGCCAGUGGAAGACGUGGCCACGUCUCAAGACGACUGUUACAAGUUUGCCAUCUCACAGUCAUCCACUGGCACUGUUAUGGGAGCUGUUAUCAUGGAGGGCUUCUAUGUCGUCUUUGAUCGGGCCCGAAAACGAAUUGGCUUUGCUGUCAGUGCCUGCCAUGUACACGAUGAGUUCAGGACGGCAGCGGUGGAAGGCCCUUUUGUCACCCCAGACAUGGAAGACUGUGGCUACAACAUUCCUCAGACAGAUGAAUCAACACUCAUGACCAUUGCCUAUGUCAUGGCUGCCAUUUGCGCCCUCUUCAUGCUGCCACUCUGCCUCAUGGUGUGUCAGUGGCGCUGUCUCCGCUGUCUACGCCAUCAACAUGAUGACUUUGCUGAUGACAUCUCCCUGCUGAAGUGAGGAGGCCCACGGGCAGAAGACGGAUUCCCCUGGACCACAUCUGGUGGUUCACUUUGGUCACAAGGAGACAGAUGGCACCUGUGGCCAGAGCACCUCAGGACCCUCACCCACCCACCAAAUGCCUGUUCUUGACAGAAAAGUAAAAGCUGGCAAGGUGGGUUACAGGGAUUGUACCUGUAGGAGAAGGAAGAAAGAAAUGCUCUGGUGUGGGAAUAUCCUGGUCACUUCAAACUUGAGUUGGGAAGUUCUGGUGUUUCAAAUUUCAGUCUGGAACCUUUGCCCACCAACCCUCUCAGUUCUCCAAUCCAAAGUAUUCUUUUCUUAGUUUCAGAAGUAGUGGCAUCACACCCAGGUUACCCCAGUGUGUGUCUCUGCAGUACCCUGGCAGAGAAAGGGCCAAUCUUGUUUCCCUGCUGGCCAAAGUCAGUAGGAGUGAAUGCAGUUUGCUAUUUGCUUGAGAAAGGAACUGUAUCAAUAAGCCUAACAUUGGUGCAAAGAUUGCCUCUUGAAUUAAACAAAAAAUAGACUGAAUAUCUGUACAAAUGAGACUGAAUGUUUGUACAAAUGGGGACAGCUGGAAGAGGAGGAGAGGGAGUGUGAAGACGGGGAACAGUUGGGAUUAAAACUAGAAAAGGCAGAAACAUGACCACAAGCCAGUCCCAGUUUCAGACUUCAUCUCCAAGAUAGAAUCUCAUCUCCUAAGAUGGGUGUUGCUUCCUAAUGUUUUCUUUUCUGUGGUUGCAGCCUGACCGAAAGUGAGAUGGGAAGAAGGGCUCAUUUAGCCAAAAAGCUCUUUAGCUCUCUUAAAUGCAAAGUGCACACUAAGAAGUUCCAUCUAACAAAUGACUUUCUACCUAAUUAAUUCCAAUUGUCUCUAUCCGAACAUUUUGCUCUGCAUAUGCUAGGUAGCAUUAAAAUAUCCCAACCCCCUUAAGCCCCAGGUGCCCUAUGGGAAAGCAGUUGGAAUAUAGCAAAUACAGCAGAGCUGGGAUUUGUCUUCCUGGUUACAUUUUCACUCCCACCUCCAACUCCCUAGUCCCUGGAGCUUUGUAGCUGAUGUACUAAGAAGAAUAAACAGGAGACCACUCCUAAUUGAAAGCGAAAUUCUAAAGAUUCAUUCAACAGGCAUCGGGGUGAUGCCCUAUACCCCUGCCUGGGUUUCUUCUUGUUCAGGUGUAAGUUGUAGUAAGAUCUUUGAGAGCCAUUGCCUUCUCACUUCCUCUAAUGUCCCCUCUAUUUAUUUGGCCGAAGCAUCCCACAGUGGCAUAAGUAUUAUACCAAGAGGGUCAGGAACACAGGGCUUUCUGGUUCUAGCAUCAUCGCCUUCAAUAACAAAGCUGCUUGGAGAAAGGAUGGCAGCUUUAGGGCUUCCUUACUUCCUUCACAAGAGCCCCUCAGUGGAGGCCAUACUUUCCCCGUCCUGCUCUCUACUCCCCACUCCUAAGAGUACUUGGGUACCAAGGCUGGUUCUUGGGCUAUGUAUUGGGGACCAAGUUCAUUUCCUAUCAGUUCUAACACAGUCAGCUAUGAUGCCAGUGUUAGUGGGAAGAGCUGAAUUUUCCUAGUAUAUCCACUGGAUCCUAUUCCUAGGUGGUCAACACACUUCUUCCAGGCAUGGGACCUACCAAGUGUGGAAGUACCUGAUGAGGGAGAGGGAAAUACAAGGAGGGCCUCUGGAGAUCCUGGCCUCAGCCAGCUGACCACAAGCCAUAAACCAAUAAAACCAGGAAUACUGAGUC